GCACCUUGCAUUCUCUGCACUUUCUUUCUGAGGCAACAGACAACAGCCCUUCCCGACAUUCAUUGAACGAUUACGUCGAUUCUCGUUGAACCAAAUUUCACCCUUCCAAAAGAAACCCCAACCAAAAUCCACCAAAAAUGCCUGCUGAGUCGAUGGAAAUGCAGCCCAACAUGGCCGCCCAGCCUCCUAUGGCCACUGAGCAGCCUAAGGCCGAGGAGCCCAUGUCGAUGUCCCUGCGUGGUGGUGGUUGCAUCGAGGACCUUUGCUGCUGCUGCUGUGCCGCCGAGGCAUGUUGCUGCCUGGACUGCUUCCUCUGCGGCGAGGCUGCUGCCAACUAAACCCGGCUUACACGAAUAUGACCGUGACGAAAGAAGGGGCAGAUGUUUUAUUUUUCUCGAGACGAGACGCGACGGAAGAUACUUUUUGAUACCACUACCAAUGCUAUAAACAAUAUUUCUCUUUAAGAACAAAAAGGAUUUAGACCGACCUAGAACCAUUGGGAGCUUGAGCUCCCGUCUCUUACCAUAUUAUUGCAGUGUCAACGUCG
Molecule: messenger RNA, 547 nt
Organism: Cryphonectria parasitica EP155
Lineage: Eukaryota; Fungi; Ascomycota; Sordariomycetes; Diaporthales; Cryphonectriaceae
Exons: 3
Coding region: 138-338 (66 amino acids)
Source: RefSeq, a predicted model, not a curated record